AAUUUUACUGUGAUUGUUUUCUAUAUUGAGGAAAAAACAAAACCCUUUUCGAAGUCGAAAUUGCAGUAGGGUUUUGGCAGCGGAGAAGAAGAGGAGGAGGGGAUGAGUGGGUCAGGAAUAGGAUCACCCGAUUUCUUCUACAGAGAAGCUCAGCGCCUGGGUUAUGUUGCUCGCUCUGCCUUCAAGCUGCUACAGAUGCAGAAGCAAUACAAAUUGAUAACAUCUGGUUCCUCCAUUCUCGACCUUGGUUGUGCUCCUGGUGCCUGGCUUCAGGUAGCUUGUCAGAGCUUGGGUCCAUUGAAAAAUGGCGGGGUGGUUGUGGGCAUUGAUCAAAAGAAGGUGAAGGUUCCUUCUAUGCACUGUGAUGCUAGGGUUAAAACUGUUUGUGCUGAUGUUAUGAACCUUCCCAAAGACCAAGUCAGGUUACUCUCUCCUCAGAAGGGAUUUUCUGUUAUACUCUCGGAUAUGUGCCCCCUUGUUUCUGGAAUCACAACUAAAGAUGCAGCUUUAUCAGCUGAGUUGGGGAUGCGAGCACUUGACUUAGCUGUUGGAGGGGCUGCAUUAGCUCAAUCUAAUGAUAAUAUUCAAUUGGAGGAGCAAUCAGAUAGCCCCAGUCCUGGACAGGAUGAUAAUGGUAUCCUGCGACCCGGUGGCCACCUUGUCAUUAAGCUUUUAGAAAGUGAAGAUGUGCAAGAAUUCAGCCGGAUAUGCAAACCACUUUUUAGAAAGGCAUCGUGGUUGAGGCCUAAAGCUACGAGAUCUUCCUCCAGAGAAAUUUACUUGAUCUGUCAAGGUUUGCGGCAGUGAGUUGUAAGAAUGGACUUAUGUUCUGAUGGCCGGUGACUGGAAUUUAGCAACCAGAGAACCACAUUAAGAAGUAAUAUAUUUUGUAACUUGAGUAAAUUGAUCCUGCUUGUUGGAUGGGUGCAACGGGGAUUUAAUUCCCGCACUUCUGUUGCUCAAACCAUGAACAAAAAUAUUUGCAAGAAUCUUCCUUAAUGGCUUGAUUAUGUUACCCAA
Cornus florida is the source of this 1020-nucleotide messenger RNA. RefSeq lists its product as uncharacterized. Gene Ontology annotation, biological process: RNA methylation. Bases 103 to 807 code for a protein of 234 amino acids. NCBI's taxonomy places the organism in Eukaryota, Viridiplantae, Streptophyta, Magnoliopsida, Cornales, Cornaceae. The transcript has 6 exons. Gene Ontology annotation, molecular function: rRNA (uridine-2'-O-ribose)-methyltransferase activity. The record is from RefSeq and is a predicted model, not a curated record.